Messenger RNA from Rasamsonia emersonii CBS 393.64, 585 nucleotides. RefSeq lists its product as uncharacterized. The record is from RefSeq and is a predicted model, not a curated record. The transcript has a single exon. Lineage: Eukaryota; Fungi; Ascomycota; Eurotiomycetes; Eurotiales; Trichocomaceae. The coding region runs from base 1 to 585 and encodes 194 amino acids.
AUGCAUCUGAACGCCGCUGCAACACUCCUCCUCCUCACCUCCUUAAUCAGCGCAACUGGGGCAUUUCCACUCACGGCCACGCCGGAGGACAACAACACAAUACCUCUCCACCGAAGAAAGACACCUUAUUCAGUCGUGCCUGUCGACGGAGGUGAAAACGAAAGCGAAAGCAGCGCCACCACCACCAGCAGCACUACUACCACAACAAGCGAAGUCACAACGACAACGACUGAAAUCAAAACUUCAAUCGAAACUGAAACCGAAGUCAGAACCAAGACCACAACUACAACCACAACUGAUAUCAGCGUCGAGCUCUCGACGCUCAUUACGACUGCGACUGCGUCUGCGUCUGAAUCGGCAUCUACGCCAGUGGUGUCGGUGACUGUUUCGCCUCCCACUCCCACGUCUUCAUUUUCCACCUCUUCGGCGGUGGUCGUCUCUAGCCCAUCGACAACACCAGCUAUUAUUACGCCAUCUCCAUCCGCAAGGUCUAUUCCAGUAGUUACUCCACCUGCGAGCUUGAGUUCUACGCACAGCUGGACGAAUGGUACGCGAUCUGUCGUUGCCCGGCAGCAGAUGAAAUGA